Molecule: messenger RNA, 3146 nt
Organism: Nothobranchius furzeri (turquoise killifish)
Lineage: Eukaryota; Metazoa; Chordata; Actinopteri; Cyprinodontiformes; Nothobranchiidae
Product: neuronal acetylcholine receptor subunit non-alpha-2
Biological process (GO): synaptic transmission, cholinergic; nervous system process; regulation of membrane potential
Cellular component (GO): neuron projection; plasma membrane; postsynaptic membrane
Molecular function (GO): acetylcholine receptor activity; acetylcholine-gated monoatomic cation-selective channel activity
Source: RefSeq, a predicted model, not a curated record
GCCUCGACAGGAGUCACACACACGGACACUGGCAGCAUCAGCUCCUUUACAACAGGCUGCAGCCCGCUGGGAAGCGAACGGGGGAGAACACCGGUUCUCUGCAGUGUUGAUGGUAACCUCGGACUCAGCAGGGAUUAUCAGCAGCAGGAGAAGCGCUCCCUCUCAGAUCAGAACACCAUGAAGUUGAUGGUUCUCCUCCUCCUCAAGAUGGUGUGUCCGCUGACCCACGCUGCUUUCCUUGGUCCGGAAAAGUUUGUGUCCUUAGCAGAAAUGGAGGAUGCUCUCUUGAAGAACCUUUUCCAGGGCUAUCAGCGCUGGGUCAGACCCAUCCAGCGGGCCAACGACACCGUGAGAGUUCGCUUUGGACUAAAGAUCUCUCAGCUGGUUGAUGUGGAUGAGAAAAACCAGCUGAUGACAACAAAUGUUUGGCUGACUCAGGAGUGGAUUGAUUACAAGCUACGAUGGAAUCCAGAUAAAUAUGGUGGGAUCACCUCCAUCAGAGUUCCUUCAGAGAACAUCUGGCUCCCAGACAUCGUCCUAUAUGAGAAUGCUGAUGGGCGGUUUGAAGGCUCCCUGAUGACUAAAGCCAUUGUGAAGUACAACGGCGCCAUCACCUGGACACCCCCAGCCAGUUACAAAUCUGCCUGCACCAUGGAUGUCACCUUUUUUCCCUUCGACCGCCAGAACUGCUCUAUGAAGUUUGGAUCUUGGACUUAUGAUGGGAACAUGGUGGACCUGGUUCUCAUGGACAACCACGUUGACCGGAAAGACUUCUUCGAUAAUGGGGAGUGGGAGAUACUCAGUGCAACUGGUGUCAAAGGAAACCGGAAGGAUGGCCUGUAUUCCUACCCUUUUAUCACCUACUCCUUCAUCCUGAAGAGAUUGCCAUUGUUCUACACACUCUUCCUCAUCAUCCCCUGUCUGGGUUUGUCGUUCCUGACUGUCCUGGUCUUCUACCUCCCAUCAGAUGAAGGAGAGAAGCUGUCCCUAUCCACGUCUGUCCUGGUGUCUCUAACUGUGUUUCUUUUGGUCAUCGAGGAAAUUAUUCCCUCCUCCUCCAAGGUGAUCCCUCUCAUUGGAGAAUACCUGCUCUUCAUCAUGAUCUUUGUCACCCUCUCCAUCAUCGUCACUGUCUUUGUCAUCAACGUGCACCACAGAUCUUCAGCCACUUACCACCCUAUGUCUCCGUGGGUUCGAAACCUAUUUCUUCAGAAACUUCCCAGAAUGCUUUGCAUGCGUGGACACACCGACCGGUACCACUAUCCAGAGCUAGCUCCAGAAAGUCCUGAGCUGAAGCCUCGUUCUGGAGGUCGAAGGGGGGGCCAGAGGGCAACCAGCUGUGCUUAUGGACAGAUAGCUUCUGAGGGGAAGGAGGAAGAAGCUUGGGCCACCAUGCUGGAGAAAGCCAUCUACUCAGUACGCUACAUCAGCAGACACAUCCGGAAAGAACACUUCAUUCGAGAGGUGGUCCAGGACUGGAAGUUUGUGGCCCAGGUAUUAGACCGGAUCUUCCUGUGGGCUUUUCUUACUGUUUCCAUUCUGGGCACCGUCCUUAUCUUCACUCCAGCCCUGCAGAUGUUCAUGAAAGUCCCUCCUCCAACUCCAACCGAGGAAGCACCUUCACACCAGUUACAAUAACUUAGGUUCUCUUUGUAGGUUAAAGCUUCUUUCCAGAAGAUUUCUCUUAUCCGAUGACACCAUCUAAUGGCUGACAAGCAGUUUGUUUAAGAUGGCGACCACGUUUCUGUUUAUAAAUGUGCUUCUGUAGCCGACAAACUGAGCUAAAACACGUUGUUUUACGAGUAUUAUUCUCAUGUCAUACUGUAUUCUCAUAUAUUUAUAUUUUAGAGACUUACUUGUCUGUGAAAAGUUCAUCAACUCUGCAUCAGCCGAGGUUAUCCUUACAUUUGAAGCAAGGAAGCGGUAGUCUAACGCUAUUGGUUAGUUCUGGUCGACGCUCAGUUUCCUAUUGCACAGAGCUCUGCGGGGCAGAGGGCGUGGUUAGCAAAAAAACAAAAAACAAAGACGUAUUGCUUACAUUUUAUCACAGUACAUGAUGAGACAAUCACUUUUACGGAUUUAAGAAAAAUCCUACAUCAUUUCUGAAAGGGGAAAACUCUGGAAAGAAGCUUUAAUAAAACAGCCACUUCGGUAUCUCAGAUCAGGGCCUAAAGGAAAUAAAGAAAAUGCUACAACUCAGAAAGAAGAAAUCACUAAAAGGUAUUUUUUGUAUUAUGCACUAUGUAACCAGCAUGAGCAAAAACUACAAUUUACAAUGAUUAAAAUAUGCAUAUUUUUGUAGCUAAAUAAGAUUAUAUGAGUUAAGGUCAAUCAGAUUUAAAAUGACAUUCAGGACAGCUCAUCCUUUCCUUUAAAGUUCAUAACAACUCAGUAUAGAUUAUGUAAAAAUAUUAAUACACAAAAAGCAUUUUGAUUAAACAGAUUUAUCAAGUAACUCACUUCCUGAUUGGUAUUUAUCUUGUUUCAUGAACUGGAUUUCCUGUCAGCUGCAGCUUAAUGCUGCUAUGAUAUUCUGACUCUUACAUUUAAUCAAAUAAACACUCACUUUCACCACAAAUGUGUGUGUAAAACACUAGAAGAUGUUAUAUAUUGAAUGAAUGAGGUUUUGUAACCCAUCAGAUCUGACUUAUCUGAUUUUCUUUAUUGUUUUUAUUGUUCAGCACCGUUUUGUUGUGUCACAAUGUCUCUGAGGGCAAAGAUGUUUGAUUAUUUUUUCACUAUGUAUAGAGAAAUUUAUGAAAACUUUAGGACAAAUUGCUCCCAAAGGUGCAGUUUUGAACUGUUUAGUACUUUAUUACAUUAAUAAAGUUGAGUUUAAAGAAUAAAGGUUUAGCUGUUGAUAAUGCCAGUUUUAAAGUCCCUUUGUUUGGUAGUUAUAAAUCGCCUCAAUCAGGCAGACACAUUGCAAUAAAGCAUCUUACAGUUUUUUACUCAUUAAUAAGAAAAUAAAAGUACUAGUGAGGAAAAUUGAAAAGAAUCUGCAUCACAUCACAAUACCCUUUGGUUCAGCUUAAAAGGAUGUUUAAUCCUCCACAAGCAAAUAUUACUGGACCUAGGAAAAUGCACGUAAAAUGUUAAACAAGGUUCUUAAUUAUAACAAGGACCUUCAAGAAUGGUUCCAGAAU